Exaiptasia diaphana is the source of this 2946-nucleotide messenger RNA. Its product is annotated as ras-related protein Rab-3. The transcript has 3 exons. Gene Ontology annotation, biological process: regulation of exocytosis; protein secretion; protein localization to plasma membrane. Gene Ontology annotation, cellular component: synaptic vesicle; plasma membrane; endosome. The coding region runs from base 20 to 685 and encodes 221 amino acids. The record is from RefSeq and is a predicted model, not a curated record. Gene Ontology annotation, molecular function: GTPase activity; GTP binding. NCBI's taxonomy places the organism in Eukaryota, Metazoa, Cnidaria, Anthozoa, Actiniaria, Aiptasiidae.
UAGGCGUUCUUGAACCAAGAUGGCGUCUGUGGACAACAAGCAAUGGCAGAAAGAUGCUGCGGAUCAAAAUUUCGAUUACAUGUUUAAACUUUUAAUCAUUGGCAACUCAGCCGUUGGAAAGACAUCUUUUCUCUUUCGCUAUGCGGACGAUUCUUUCACAUCAGCGUUUGUUUCUACAGUUGGAAUUGACUUCAAAGUAAAGACAGUUUUUCGCAAUGAUAAACGAGUAAAACUGCAGAUAUGGGACACAGCUGGGCAAGAGAGAUACCGAACAAUAACUACGGCAUAUUAUCGUGGCGCAAUGGGAUUUAUACUGAUGUACGAUAUCACGAACGAAGAGUCUUUCCAAGCGGUGCAGGAUUGGUCAUCACAGGUGAAAACAUAUUCUUGGGCCAAUGCACAAGUCAUUCUUGUUGGCAAUAAAUGCGAYAUGGAGGACGAGAGAGUUGUUUCCUUUGAUCGCGGCAAGCAACUAGCUGACCAACUAGGCUUGGAGUUUUUUGAAACAAGUGCCAAAGAUAACACCAAUGUUAAGCAGGUAUUUGAGCGACUGGUUGAUAUCAUUUGCGACAAGAUGUCUGAAAGUCUAGAUUCUGAUCCGACCAUCAUCAGUGGGCAGAAGCCUGGYACUACUAAGUUGACAUCAGAAAGGCCMCAGCAAAAUCAAGACAACUGUGCAUGCUGAUACCUAUGCCUUGUUUGGGAAUCACAAAAAGACUUUGAAAUAAUUUAACUUGAAUAAUAACUCCAAAUGUUUAUUACCAAUGGUGGGAAACUGAGGUAAUUUGUAAAAUAUGCCAUAUYYGCAUUGAAUUGUUWAUUAAAAGCUGGUUUUUGCAAAGGUUGAAAUGGAAUCAUGGCAAAAGCAUUAAAUUUUGGAAACCUAUUUUAAUCUGUGUAGAAAAAAAUGAAAUUGAGAUAAUUAUACAAAGAAAAAUGAUAUUUCAUCUGUUUUAGUCAAUAUGUUUGAGGCUUUUCUGAUCACUAUUUCCAGAAAUUUUGUUAAUGAUGCUAGCAAAAUCCAGCCUUUAGAGUCAUUCAUUUAUAUCUGUGAAAGACACACACCUUAGACAAUACUUAAUUACCCUAGUUAUCAUAUAAAUAAAGUGCAAUUCAUUACAAAUUUUUCAGAUAUAGUGGAGCCAUUCUAAAUAGCCAUCAAAAUAGCUAUUUUUUGUUUUCCAAUUCUAAUAACUAUUAUAUCGUCAUUACUUCCUGCUUAUUAUGAAGUUUAAUAUUAUAACAAUUAAACACUUUUCRCACAGCUUUAUAACCUAUCCAGUCCAAAGUCAUAGCAUUUUUUUUGAGCUAAUUCAAUGCUGCACUAAGUUUACUGAAAUUUAUACAAAAUAGUAAGUAAGGCGUAAAGUUAUUUUGCAAUAACCAGAGAUUGAAAUAUUCAAUGGCAUUUGAUAAAUGCCGUUUUUGUGUUCAUGUAUGCUUUGCUAUACAAUAAUAUCAAAUUCAAGGUCAAUUAUGAAAAUGUUUAGGGGUUAAAAAAUUCACUGUAUAUGAAUAUCACGUAAGCCUCUUUSUGAAGGCAGGUUUCAGUGGCUUUCUGUGGACCAUGAAGAGAAUAAGACAAAAUUAGUUUGUCUUUGCUGUUCUGGGAUCUUCUGAUUGACWUUUUCUUUUAUGGUCAACAUAAAAUCACUGUUUGAGUAUCAAGAAGCAUAUUUUAUGUCAAACAUUUUCCCUCAUGAGGGACUAUAAGGGCAAUAGYUUAAACAUUUAUYUCUGUUUUCAAGUCRGUUAGUYUUCCCAAGUCUCUUGUACUCCAGUCCUAGAACAUCCCUCCCCACCCUUCUAUAUUAGGUGUCUGCAGUUUAGAUAUGUCCCAUAAUCCAUUGGAGGUGUAACAGGUGUUAUGUACAUGUAGAAAACAACAGAUUGUAACUAAUAUUGUAAGUUAAAAUAACAUAUUUAUAUUUAAAGGGAAUACUCUUUUCUGGAUAAAAAUAAGACAAUUAAAGAUAAAGCUGAUCUACACCACUGUGUCUAAUAUAACUACAUGAGGAACCUAGACAACUAAUAAGACACUUUACCAAUAAGCCUUUUUCCAGUUCAAUGCAAGCGACCACUGUUUUAACAGACAGCAGACUCACUUGCGUAGAGAACAAAAGCACGAAAAAAUGUUGACAUUACAAUAGCUCUAGAAAUUUGAAUCUUCUCCGAUUUGAGGCUUAGCCUGAGCAAGACGUUGAACCUUCUGGGAAUACAGGCUUAGUGCUAUUGUAAUGACAACAUUUUUUUCGUGCCUUCUUUUGUUUUUGGUCAGGUCUCUGCGCAUGAGAGACUGUUGCCAACUAAAUCAGCGGUUGUUCACUUUGAACAGGUAAAAGACGUAUUGCAUUAUUGCAUUCCUAUGCUGUSAAGUCCUAUUUGUCAAAUGAUGAACUUGAAAGCAAUCUUGAGAUGAAGGAACUUGCAGUAAUAUUACCAAUAAUUAAUGACACAAAGUUGUCUAUGUUAUUUUCAAUAUGGUUAAGUUUAGUCACAUGGUUAAAAGCUAAACUUUCAUAUCAUAGGAUUGUCAGAGUAUUGUUAUUUAUCCUUAGUAAUCUCCUAGCAACCAUUUUAGUGGUCACAUGAGGACCCCUACACUAAUAAAGCUGCAAGGAGACAUACUUGAUAACUGAAUUGAAAACAAUACAAAAAAAAACUGGAUGGCCCUUAGUCUCCUUUGCAGCCUACCCUUUUGUCGGCCGACAAAAGGGUAGGCUGCGAAGGAGACUAAAUGGCCCUAAGCUAAAUUCUAUCUAAUAAAUUUUGAAAAUKCUUCUUAAUUAUUACUGGGCUCAGGGAGAAAUAAUACACAUUGCAAUAGACAGUAAUGUAAGUUCUAGUAAAUUUAAAUUCUAUCCUUAAAGGUUAAUAUUAAGUUGUAGAAUUCAAAGUACAAGAAGGCUGGAAUCWAUCUUAAUAAAAAUGUCACUUGAAAUUACA